Strongylus vulgaris is the source of this 498-nucleotide messenger RNA. NCBI's taxonomy places the organism in Eukaryota, Metazoa, Nematoda, Chromadorea, Rhabditida, Strongylidae. The record is from the annotation of a GenBank genome assembly.
AUGACGCGUGACGUUAUUGAAGUUUUGAAAGGAUCCGCGCUGCUUCCUAUCACCACUGACUACUUUCCUGAUGGUUUGACUCUUCUUAAAGACUAUCUGUACACGGAACAUCAAAUUUCUGUUGUUAAUGAGCAUGUGGGUUGCUCUGGCUCACGCGCAAAAAUGGACAUUAAUCAGCUGUCGAGAUUGGUUUUUGAUCAGUUGAUUUGUCAAAGGCUUCAGCGCGGUUUCCAGAUCAUCUUGAUGUCAAAGCCGCUCAUUCACGUUGCCAUAAAGCAGAGUUUGUUCACUCCUAUCAAUACAGAACAAACAGAAUGCAGUAUGUCGUUUAAUAAGAUUGUCCAUCGACUCGUACUUGUUGGCUCUGAUAUCACGGUGACGGUGUUUUACCCAAAACGAAAUCGCGAAACAGAAUCAAGCCCGCCACCGUGUAUGCAGCCGUACUCGUACUUCUUCCAGGUACCCGUCUACCCCAACAGUCAGCUCGUUCCAGGCCAG